Messenger RNA from Recurvomyces mirabilis, 1125 nucleotides. RefSeq lists its product as uncharacterized. Bases 1 to 1125 code for a protein of 374 amino acids. The record is from RefSeq and is a predicted model, not a curated record. Gene Ontology annotation, molecular function: zinc ion binding; (R,R)-butanediol dehydrogenase activity. The transcript is spliced from 2 exons. Gene Ontology annotation, biological process: butanediol biosynthetic process. NCBI's taxonomy places the organism in Eukaryota, Fungi, Ascomycota, Dothideomycetes, Mycosphaerellales, Teratosphaeriaceae. Gene Ontology annotation, cellular component: cytoplasm.
AUGGCGACGGUGACAGCGUUACGGCUUUACGGGCGGGAACAGAUCCAGCUUGACAGGAUUGAGCCCGUACCAUGCCAAGCAGAUGAGGUCCGCUUACGCAUCGCUUACUGUGGGAUCUGUGGCAGCGAUAUCCACGAGUAUCUGAGCACUCCAAUAUUCGCUCCAGCGUCAGGCAAAGCCAAUCCAUGGACGAAAGUCUCCCUGCCCGUCGUCAUGGGCCAUGAGUUCUCCGGCACCAUCGUCGAGGUUGGCAGCAAAGUCACAGACCUACGAGCUGGACAAGAAGUCUGCGUCAAUCCAUCUCUUGACGAUAGACAUUACACCCUCCCAGACUGCUCCCGAUGCAGCGAGGGCAAACCAAACAUCUGUAAACGAUGGGCGACAUAUGGUCUCAAUGCCGUAGGCGGUGGCUUUGCUGAUGAGAUUGUUGUCAAACACUUCAAUUGCUUGCCUCUCCCUCAAGGCGUCUCUCUGAAACUGGGCGCAUUGGCAGAACCGUUGGCGGUCGCCUGGCACAGCAUCAGGACCUCCAACUUCAAGAAAGGCCAGACUGCUCUAGUCCUCGGAGCUGGCCCCAUUGGCCUCGCAAUACUGUUGCUACUUCGAACAUGGGGCGCAGGCAAAGUCAUCAUUACCGAAGUUACUGAGCAACGUUCGAAACAAGCCAAGCAGUUCGGAGCUGAUAUGGUGGUUAAUCCACUUGAAAAAGCGAAGGGUGGAGAUGGCCAAGAGCAGGAUCCGGUCCUUGAGGCCGUACACAGCUUUUCCGAAGACGGUGUCGAUGUCACUUUCGAUGCGACUGGACUGCAGUCAACAUUAAAUACCGGUCUUGCGGCGGUACGGCCGGGCGGUGUAUUCUUCAAUGUGGCUAUUCAUGAGAAACCACUUCUUCUGAAUCUGAACGACGUCUUCAUACUGGAGAAGAAGAUCCUUGGUGGCAUAUGCUAUACACGGGAGGACUUUGAGCAGGUUUUGAAGGCAAUGGCGUCUGGUGAGAUUCCAUUCGAGGAUAUGAUCACUGCUGUUGUACCUUUGAGCGAUGUGGUCUCGGGAGGGUUUCGAGAGCUGAUGAACAAUAAGGCUAAACAUGUCAAGAUUCUCAUACAACCAGGUAAUGGAGCAUAA